Messenger RNA from Emiliania huxleyi CCMP1516, 501 nucleotides. RefSeq lists its product as hypothetical. Gene Ontology annotation, molecular function: ATP-dependent protein folding chaperone; ATP binding. The record is from RefSeq and is a predicted model, not a curated record. The transcript has 5 exons. NCBI's taxonomy places the organism in Eukaryota, Haptophyta, Isochrysidales, Noelaerhabdaceae. Bases 1 to 501 code for a protein of 166 amino acids.
AUGCCCCCGGGGCUCCCCCGGUUCGCUUGGGGGACAAACAUUGAAGCCGCCGCGGCCAUCUGCCGGCCGCUGCUGCUGCGGCUGGUUCCCGCGAUCCUCGACGUGGCGUCGACCGCCGGGCGCACCCGCCGCUGGCAGCGCCUCGUCUCGUGGCGCUGGCAGCGCGCCGGCCGCCGCGACGAGGAAGGGGCCGAGGCAGGCGCAGGCGCAGGCGCAGGCGCGGCCCCCGCUUCGGCGCCCAUCGACCGGAUCGUGCUCGUGGGCGGCGCGACGCGCAUGCCGUGCAUCGGCCGUUUUCUCCGCCGCAUGACAGGCCUCAAGGUCAAGCCGUCCCUCCAGCCCGAGGAGCGAGGGCGCGGCGCGGAGGCUGUCGCCCUCGGCGCGGCCAUACAGUCCGACAUCCUCGCGGGCGGCAGCGACCUCGGCUUGCGCGUCAUCAACCCCUUCUUCCAGGUGCCACCGCCGGCCACCGGCCGCAAGAAGGCGGCGGCGAAGAGCUAG